GUGUGCGCCUGGAUCACGGCUCCAUCCAGCGGAGCUCCCGGUGAAGAAGUGCAGCGGGGAGACGAUGAAAAGCGAAGCGAUGGAGCUACGACAGGAGUGAGAGCCACACACAGGGAAGCGGGCACAGGCUCCAGGCUCAACUGAGGAACAGAGAGAAAAGGGAGCGUGAGGACCGAAGAAAAAACGUAAAGUUGUGGUUUCUGACCCCAUGUCUGCCCCUGCUCAAGCCAAUCGGAGGUCUGGGUCUGGCUCACGCCGGUUUGACUACUGCAGGUUCAUAGAGCUAGACUACGUUCCCAUGGAGACAGGCUAUAUGGUCUCAAUGCGUCCGACUAAAGGCUCUCCAUCGACCAAGUCUCCAAGUAAAGGAUACACCUCCACCAAGUCUCCGGACCGCCACAACCGUUCCACAAACUCUCCCUCCACCCCUCGUUCUCGGCGGACUCCGGCCACACCCAGUAAUAGAGAUCCCUAUGGCAACGCCUCCUUCAGCAGCAGCAGCAACUCAGGCUCUUGUAAAGGCAGCGACUGCAGCCCCACCAAAGGACGUCACCAGAAGUACACUUCAUGUACAGACAACCAUGGUAUUCGGCCACCUCCACCAGAGCAGUACCUCACACCCCUACAGCAGAAGGAGGUGUGUAUCCGACACCUGCGGUCCAGGCUAAAGGAAACCAUGACCACACUGCAAGACAGGGACACAGAGAUAGAUUCGCUGAGAGGCCAGCUUUACAGGAUGCAGGAAGACUGGGUUGAGGAGGAAUGUCACCGUGUAGAGGCUCAGCUGGCCCUGAAGGAGGCGCGUCAGGAGAUCCAGCAGCUCAAACAGGCUGUGGACACUGUCCGGUUGAGGCUCAGUGAUGCAGGAGGAUCCAGUGGGGACAUAGGGGUCCAGAAGUACUUCCAGGACAUUAACACUCAGAACCACAAGCUCGAGAACCUUUUGCUCAAUAUGGAAUUAGCCCAGGCUGGAUUAGCCAAAGAGGGGGAGGUCUUACCAGGCUAUCGAACCCGUGUUGGGGGUUCCGCGCCAGCAUCAGUAUCUGGGGAGAGUCCUGGGGGAAUACCCAAACCUGGAAUAGGAGGCAGGGGGUCUUGCUCCUGCGAUGGUUCCCCAGCGCGUUCUCUGACCCGGAGCUCCACCUACACUAAGCUCACUGAUCAGGCAGACCAGAAUGGCAAUGGACAUGACUUCCCUUGUUUGUCAGGUGACGGCACCCAGGACAGUGGCUUUGUGUGCUGUGGGGAGAGCAGCAUUCCCAGCCGGGCCGAUUUGCUGCUGGAGGCUGCCUUUCUCUCUGAGGAAACAGCAGCACUACUCAACUCCUACACACAAACCUUCUCCCAGUCUCUGCCCAACUAUAUGCCCAACUCUCUGCCCAACUCUCUGCCCAACUCUCUGCCCAACUCUCUGCCUCACACCUACGCCCAUACCUUACCUCGUUCUUUCCCUCGCAAUUUGUCCCACUCUGUUCCCCACACUAUGCCACACUCGUCCACCUACGAGAAGCUGUGCACAAGUGAACGGAUUAUGCCCUUUCGUUGUGGCCUGGGUGAAGUGGGCUGUAUGAGCCACCCCUGCCUGUCCCACCACCACCUGUACCUGCAUCCCCUUCGAGAAAUGGGCAUUCAGACUGAAAGUUGCCCCAUCCCUGCUACAGCAGGUUACCCCUCUGAUCUAGAUACCAUUGCAGAGCAACGCACUUUUCGCUCUCAGGCCUGCAGCCCUACCUCCAACUGGAUGUCUGAUGAGGGGGAGGAGGACCUAGACUCCAUCACCACCACAACUUCAGUGACCACGGCGACUUUAAUGAGUACGGCAACAGAGCCAAUCCCAGCCUCCAAAACAACAUUGGUCCCUCCUUUACCACGGUCUGCUACUAUGGCAUUCACAUUCGAGAGACCUUCAUGUGUGGGGAAGGAGGGAGUGGAGGAAGAGGAAAAGCAGGAGAUGGAAAAGAGAGAGAAGGCAACAUAUGCAAAUGCUGAAUCAACAGAGAUGCAUAAUUACACAACAGUGAUCAAGCUGGAGGAUGAUGUGAAUCAGAGGCAGGGCGCAGUAGGAGGAACUGAGGUUGAAAGGCAAGGUGCAGUGGAGGAGGCGGAAUCAGAAAAACUGUGUGACUUAUCAGAAACAUCAUCAGGGAUGCACGAUGAGCUUAAAUUUGCAGGAUGUUGUGGAGAGAGCAGGCAGAAUGGAACAACAAAGAAAAACCUCACCGCGGAAGAAGUAGGUCUAUCAGCAGGAUCAACUCAAGUCGAGACAGCACAGCUGAGUCCAAGUCAGUCAGAAUUAUCAGCAGGCGUAGAGCUGCCACAUACCUCCCAGCCGAGGAGAUCUGCUUCCCAUGAGGAGAUAGCUGGCAUCACUGUCGUAGAGGUUAACGAUGAGGAUGAAGACGAGGAUAAAACUAAAGAACAAGUCACAGCAGAGGGGGCCGCAGCAGAGGAGGAACAUUCGUCUGACUCCGAGACAAUUGAGAAAAGCUACUGGAGUCGUCACUUCCUAGUUGAUCUGUUAGCAGUGGCCAUCCCAGUGGUACCAACAGUGGCAUGGCUGUGCCGCGGUCCAGUCCGUGACAGACUGCCCAUGUAUCAUAUAGGGUCACUGCUGCGAGGCUGUUGCACUGUGGCACUGCACUCGCUGCGCAGGGGAGGUGGAUUGAGGCAUUACCCCGCAGGCGGGGGAGAUUUGGGUGGAUCCCAGAUAUGAGGGGAGAAUACGUCCAGCACUUCUAUGGUCAUUAAAUGUAGCCCCUCUCGUAUGGGUCUGGGUCCUUAGCUUGAUGCAAAAUAUGUUCUAGGAGAAGAAGAGAAAGUCCUACAUUUCUUAACAAGUGUUAAGCUGAGGGAAGCAGCAGGAACAGGAAACAUGCAUUCAUGACUUUGAUCUCUGACCUUUAAUCUGUUGUGUGUGGUCUUAUUGUCUCUCGCCCACUUGUUCCUGCUGUUGCUAACAAUAUGUCUGCUAACACUACUGACUUGUGCAAAACUGAAUGAGCUGACUUAAAUGAAUGAUUAAUGCUUGGAUGUUUGCUCUGAAUGUUUUGUUUUUAUGUGCAGGGAAAAUGUUAAAGCCAACCUAUUAAUCUGACUCACAUUUGGCAUGUUAAAUUAUCAUGUGUAGAUGAGUGAGAACAUGAAAUGUGGUAUGUGUGUGUACAUGAUAUAUGUAUGUGCACACGUGUAACCAAAAAGUCUUCUUCAAAUAGAAUCCACCCUAAUUCAGAAUCCACACAUUUCCCAAAUGUUUUGGGUUCUCUUUUGAGUCUUAACGUCAUCAACUGACCAAGAAUAAUAAUGCAGACACAGAGCUCAAGUUGAUUCUAAAAAGGUAGAAAUACAUUGAACAAAGUAAGGCUGCCAAAUACCACAAAGGCAGUUUACUGCUGAUUCCACCAUUGUUCCCAUUCCAACUCUGAGUACUGGGCUGUUUUUUUCGUUAUUGUGGUUUUGUACUGGUGGUCAUUCAUUUGGUUUCAUUUGAACUAGUUUCUCACUAAGGGCUAAAGCCUGAGUAGUGAUGAACUCCCCUUGAUAAACUGUAUGGAGUUCAUAGGAAGCUGCAGCCAGCAGGCAUUAGCUUAGCUUUGCAUGCAGACUGAAAGAAUGAAGGCAUGGCUAACCUCAGCAGCCUGAGGAACCUGAACCCCACAAGUUCAAUUUAUAGGACGUUAAGUGAAUAAAGUCUAACUUGUUAGUAAAAUUUAGAGUUGCUAGAACUUUGGACACAUUUCCAAACUAUAGUUCUGUACUUAAUGUUGUGACUGCGUACAUAGCCAAGACCGAGUUGGAGCUUUGACAAAAAAACUGAAACAGAUUGUCAGUGCAGAUCAGGAUAAUUAAAGAAUUGAAUAAGCCAUUGAAAUCAAUUGUUUGAUCUUAUUGGCCAAAUGAUGAUUUGAUAGAAAGACAGAAAGCAGACAAUCACUUCCUUUUGGUUUUAUAUUCCUAUUCCCAAGGGACACAUUAAUAUUCUUUCUUUCAAUAGGAUUUUGCAAUAUAAUCGAAACUUAAUGAAUAGGAGCUUCAACCACAGCCAACAUAUAUCAAACUCCCCAACGCAUAGUGAGCCAUUAAAGAGCAGUUAGACAUUUCGGGGGAAAUGUGCGUACUAUAGCUUUCUUGCGCAAAGUGAUUGAUAUCAUAUCCCCAAGCUAGCAGCUGGUUACGAGCUUAGCUUAGUUUAUUUUAGCUUCGUUUAGCAUAACGGCAGGUAGCAGAGGGAAUCAGCUAACCUGGCUCGGCUGUACAGCUCACUAAAGCUGAGUUCAGACAUUUUCUGACACACAUUAGUCUUUCACUUAUGAACAAAGAAGUAGGAGAUUCUCUGGUCAGACGUGUUCAUAGCAACACAAAAUCUUCCUGGACUGUUAGACUGAGGGGUGGUGGAGCAGGCAGAAGCAGGACGUAAAAUAUUAAUUCCACAGCAGAGAUCACAACUUUUUGUUUACAGCACAUCAACACCGACGUGGCCCUCAUCACCAAAAGAUCUCAAAUUUGGUUGACUUUUCAAAUUGACAUCAUUGUAGGCAUCUUCUACGUAUUGCACCUCUUUUUCAUCCUGAGAUUUUUGUGUCUUCUCGUCUGCUGUGAAUCCUCUGGACAAUCUUCUGCUUAUCGCAUGGGCUCACUUUGGAAUCAUAAAGACUUUUUCCAUAAACCAUAAAUUAUGGUUUUACACUGUGUAGUGUGCUGGAACGAUUUAGCAACACCCCUCUUUGUUUUGUUUGUUUGUGUUCAUUUUAAAAGCCUUUCUAAAUUAAAUGAUGACUAUUUAGGUUUAAUACUGUUCUAUAAUAAUCUGGCUCUAGAAACAGUCAACUCAAUGUCGAGUGUAUUAGAACAGAUGAGAGAGCUCUCAGGGUUUCCAAUACAAUAUGUCAAUAGGGAAAUAUUUGUUGUUUCCAACUAACUGAUGAGGCCUCCACCAUGAGACAAGCCAGGUGUGUUUGUUCUGAAGGGAUGUUUCAGGUAAGCGGACUUCCUGUGUAGAUUCUGGGGGUGGAGCCACAGGGAGCAGUAGGAGGGGAUUUUCCACAGGCUUUUGUCUGUGGGAUAGAAUACUGAAAACAACAGGGACAUUAUGUUUUAGAGUGGAAUUUUGCCAGUCCUACGUCAUAUGAUUGAUCCUCAUACCCUGUAUCUUGCAUCUGAAGCAAACAUAAAAUAUUAUCAACUAAUCUGGUUGAACAGGAGAACUCAUGUAACAUCAGACAUCUGUUUGUAGUUACUCACUGGCCCAGUGUGACACUUUGAUGUAAAUCUGAAUGAAGUGAGUCGUGCUCAGUCCAUGCGCUGUAUAUUUCUGCUUACUUUAAUGCGUCUGUGGUGUAGUUUAACCGUCACUCUGGUCGUGUGUAUUUCAAGUCCACUGUGCAAGCAUUUCUAGACACAACACCACAUGUUACAUGACACUCACUAUGUGAUAUAAUAAUAAGGUAUCUGGCUUUGGGCUUACAUUUGGGAUCAGGGUGUGAUCUUUUGUGUGAAUGUGCGUUUUAUGAGAGGACUUCGAUGAAAGUGACAUGUCGAUUUGCUGCUGUUCUGCAGAUGUUGGAUUUUAAAUGUAACAAGGGCACGUGAGUGACUCUGAAAGAAGAAAACUCGGCCAACUGUCAGAGACCCUUGAGCCAACUGUGGAUCGCUCAAAAAACAACUGGACACAAACCUGCAAAAAUAGCCCAACACCAACUGAACUGAAUAAACAGUGCGAAUCAUGUUUUUUUUGUUUUGGUUAUUUUUAACAAUUUGGUUGGCAUAUUUGCACUAGUGUUCACUUAAAGAAUUUUCAGCUAUUACUUGAAUUUGAGAUUGUUUGGAAGUGUUGUGUGUCCACUGAGUUCAGAUAAAAUUUUCUUUUGGUCUGUUGCGUCAAUCAAGUUUAACACAGUGCUGUUGGUGAUUGUGGCAAAAAAAAUCCGCAGGAAAUUUCAUAUAUGAAAAUGCAGAUAUUUCAGGUACAAAAUUGUAUCAAACACGUGUGAAUACUGCAAACCAGUUUCCUUUCAUCUGUGAGAGGGGCCUUUGGUCUGAGCUCUACAUGUACAGUGUCUACAGGUCACAGCAGCUCUCCAAAACAUUUAAGUCUAAAUGCUGUUUUUAAAAUCCCAAACAGGCAGAGAAUGAGCAGUGUUUAUGAUAACUGGUCAAAAAGGUGUGAUUGUCAGACAUCAGUGACAAUCAUGACGAGCCAUGAAAAGGUGGAGUGGAUGCCUGGAGGUACAGGACUGCCUCCUCCCCCCCCCCAUCCCCGUCACACUUCACCCACCACCUCUCCGCUGUCAGUGACACGCGUCUUGGCUGAAGUGGAUUAGCAAUCGAUAGAGAAAUGUCAUGUUUUACAAAAAGCCAUACAAGCCUGUGAGUGAGCAGGUGUGAGAAUGUGAUCGUUAAUCUCAAUAUUAAUGUACUGUGUAAAGAAAUGAUGACUCAUGAGAGUGAUGGCGAGUGUAUGCCUGCACUGUACUGUGGUUUGAGUCUGGUGUGUCACCGAACACAGGCUGUGGGAACAGAACCAGGGUGUCAGAGCAGAGGGUGGAUGUGGUGAACUCGUGAUGCUGUGUUUUGAGGUUCAGGAGUUCAGGUUUGUUGUGGGAAGCAGCGAUCAACUCAGCACUGUUAAUUUACCUCUAUGCACAGCUGCAUUAUGUGGUCAUGUGUCUGAUAAGUUUAUUCUCUCAAAGCUCUUAUUGUAAAGUUGUGAGACGAGUGAUGACCAAGAAGUUGGAUUUCUAGUGUUUCACAAAGACCCGAAAGUCCUAAAAGUUUUUUAUUUUAUUUUGUGCGGUAUAUUAUCUUGUUUGAACGAGUUAAGCUCAGUGUCUCCUGCACACAGGCUCUUGUGGAACUAGAAUUUCUAAAGGAUCUUGUACAUAGGAGUUAUUAUAGUUUCACAAGAUGCAACUAGUGUGCAUGAGACCACAAGACUAUAAAUUAUAAAUAUAUAUUAAUCAACACAGACCUUGAGCUUUUUUGCACAUAUUAUCAUUUUUGCACAUGUUAUAUUGUUGUUAUUAUCACAAGUUUUUAUCUUGUUUGCAUAUGAUAUUAUCUUUUACUAACUUAUUGGCAAAAAUAUAUCAUCUCACAUUAUGUGCUUAUCUUCUGCAUAUUAAUAAAAUAAUAAUAAACUUUAUUUGCAUAGCCCAAUUCAUAUAGAAGCUCUUUACAUUUGAGUUAUUAAAAAGAAGGAAUAUAAAAGUCAAAUGCAAUGCAAAUUGGACAUGGUAAAACUGUGAUAAAGGGGGAAAAACAUUUCAAUUCAGCAGUUUGAUGGAUUAUUGGAUGAUAGUGAAUCUUCUCUGAUCUCUAUGUAUCUUAUACACACACAUUUAUCUUGUUCAGACACGCUGGUGACACGCUUGGACAAAAGUUGUCACAAGUCAUCUUUUAAUAAAUUGUUCACAAGUUACACACAAUCUUUUUUAACUUUCCCUAGAAAAUAAACAUGACAUUGUUCACAAGUUAAUAUCUUCCACACAAUAUGGAUCAUAGACAUACAAGUUACGCACAGGUUAUUAUUAAAACUCUACUUAUCUUGAAUUUCCAUUUAAGAUAGUAACAAGUGUACGCAAAUUAUUAUCCUGCAAAGACUAAAUCAAUAUUUUUUUAAUGGGACUUUGGGGACUUUGUAUUCAUUAGCUUGUUGUCUUUGAUUUAAUAUGUUUUCAAUGUUUAGAGAGGCCUGUAUUAAACCUGCAUGACUUCACUUACUCGAGCAGGUUUGGUGACAGUCACAUCUUAAAUCUCCUACAUCUAGCUGAUUAACAUUCAUCACCAUGGGCUUCAGCGGUCUUCUUUGGGAUUCUGACAGUCCGGUAAUGUUAAAUGUUGGAGUCCCAGCACAGGCUUCAGACUCAUCGGGAUGUGACUGAAACGUUUCCUCCAAUCAAUCUUGACCAUACAGCACUUUAUCAAAAGAUCCUUGUAACGCAGGGUAGGCCAUUUGGCUGUCCCUCACUGUACCUCUACAGUGACCCCUCUCUGUCCCAUAAUACACCUGAACUUCCUGCUGUUGUGUGAGGUUGUGUCAGUGUACAAUGUGAGGCAGUGACUGGUUGAUAUAUACUACGUAUAUCCUUAGACAUACAUAAUGCUGAAUAUUUCCUGGGGACAACAGGAGGAGGUGGGAGGGGAGUUUGCCUUUUUUUUUGUUGUCAAUAUCUGAACAUGUGAUGUCAUUUUAUGCUUUAUUCCUUGUCUGAUUGUCUGAAUAUAUGUUCCAUAGACUAUGUUACGAAAAUUAAUGUAUACAGAGUUUAUAUCCAGUCUUUUAACAUUCUGCCAUUGAGGGCAUUCAAUGCCUUGUUUAGUCAAUCAGCUGACAUCAUAAGUAUCUACAGAUAAUGUGUUGUAAAUUAACUAUUUUAAUGGCAAUAGUAGUGUGUACAGUAUAAUACAUUAGUAGACUACUCCAUUCACACUCCCACCACACUGUGUAAAGAAAGAGCAGAAGCCCCUAUAUUAAACAGCAUGGAGGAAAUGUUUUUGUCGUCUUUGUCUCUGGAUGUUUAUUUUGCUUGAUGUUGUGUUACGUGUACAUGAGGCGAAUGGGGGAAACAAACCCCAACCAGUUAAUGUGAACGGAAGGAGUUUUUAUUUGUUUUACAAUAUUAUCUUGGUUACAUUCGUAUAUAAACUUUUUUUUUUUACAGAAUGACAGUAAUGUUGAUCAGAUUACAUACCUAGAAAAUUAAAGGAAAUACAUGCAUCCAAACAUGAACAGCAUUAAAAGGAGCGACUCUAUAUAUAACAAGUAGAAAUCACGGCGAGCUCUGCUCAGUCUCACUGUGCUCAUCAGCAGAGGAAGGAAUUUAAACUGAGCAGAUGAUUUUUCAGCAUAAUAUUUUUUCUGCAGUUAACAAGUUUGUUUUCAUGAAUUCUCUCAUUAACAUGAGGCACCAUGAACAUGACCAUUGAACUUGAAAUGGAUACAGGAAAAUCAACCUCUUAAAAAGGUAGUGGAAAGUGCACUUAGUGGGUCUGCCCAGCGCGGACCCUGUCCAAACAAAUACCAAAGACUCCCUCGAAAGUAACACAAGACGAACACCCACACACUGCACCAGGAUCUGGUCUGACUGUGCUGCUUGUGUGUUUAUGGACAGGGCCGAGUCCAAGCUGCAUAUGACAACAAACAUGUACUGUUGCCCAUCUCCCUACACUUUCCCCUGGAAUGUGCACACGCUGUUCCCAGUACCGAAUCGCCAAACACAUCAGUCAUCGUAACGUUUGCCCUCAGAGACAGGAAGUGGGAUGCCAUGAUUCAUCGCCAUCUCAUUGAGGAGCUGGGAAUUCCCACAUUGUAUCUCUCACUUACUGUACAUGUUAGAAUCUAGGGUCUAUAAAUGUUAGGUGUCAAGUAGAAGGAACAAAAUAAUAAAAACAUGAUCUUGGUGCUGAAAAUCAACACUAAUAAUCACCAUUAUAUGGUUUAAACUAAAAUCGACAAAUUUGUUAAAAUCAAUUAGUUUUACUGGCAAGUAAAAACGACCAUACACUGGGGUCUGUUACAAAGUCAGCCAACGUUUUCACAUGAGGUCCCGGGUGUUAGUUCAGCUAUACACAUAUAGGGGCCAAUUUUUAGGAAAGAAAGUGCAGCCGUGAUCUUUGUGGUUCUUUAGCUUUUAAUGACUGACCACUGGCUUCUACAGCAUUUUGACAAGGUGAAAAACAUAAUUUGCCAGUGAUUCAUCUCAACGCUGAGGAGGAAGCUCUGGACUCAUGAUCGUGUGCAUGGCUUCGAAAAUUGUUUUGUACUUGAUCUCAAAUACAAAAUAAGGGGAAAAUAAUACUCAGACUACAAGGUUAAUACAUAUAAAAAGUAAAAAUGUCAACAGAGGUGAGAGGGAUUGUUGAAAAGGUAAAAUAAUUGAGUAAACAACUGGAUAGUAAAAACAAAAAGGCAUUUUCAUGAUGUUAAGGAGGAGAAACGGGGAUUCUGAUGCAGGGGGUGAUUGGGUAUGAGACGGAGGGAGACAGGUAGAUAUGAAUAAAGAACAGAGAGAGCGAGAGAGAGAGAGAGAGAGAGAGAGAGAGAGAGAGAGAGAGAGAGAGAGAGAGAU
Pleuronectes platessa (European plaice) is the source of this 10064-nucleotide messenger RNA. It is a transcript of the gene snphb, whose product is annotated as syntaphilin b. NCBI's taxonomy places the organism in Eukaryota, Metazoa, Chordata, Actinopteri, Pleuronectiformes, Pleuronectidae. Gene Ontology annotation, cellular component: cytoplasmic microtubule; mitochondrion. The coding region runs from base 209 to 2713 and encodes 834 amino acids. The transcript is spliced from 6 exons. The record is from RefSeq and is a predicted model, not a curated record. Gene Ontology annotation, biological process: neuron differentiation.